UACCCAACCUGAACCUCUCCCAGUGCAACUUGAGGCCAUUCCCCCUUGUCCUAUGAAAAAUAUGGAAUGCUUCAGGAAUUUGCAUAACAUUUUAGGGUUGUGAGGAUUCUUUUCCCGACUUAAAUUUUCACACAUCCUGGCUGUUACAAGAAAUCCUGGAAAGAAAGAGACAGAAGUGUUAUUCUUCUUUCAUUUUUAUAAGAGAUAAGACUCUUGUUCUGGCAGUUUGCUGUUCAGUCAUGGAUAGGAAAUGUGAAACAGUCCACAGAUCUAAAGAGGGAGGGCUACAAAUACUUGCUAAGCAAUGCUUAGGGUUUUUAUAGCAUGCAUGUCUCCAUAAACCAGGAGGUUCCAGUACAGCGUCUGUGUAGCAGCACACAAACCAUUAGUUGCAUGGAACAUUUGAACAAACUUGGUGGGUUUACUUUGCAAACUGCUUUAGGGGUGUGAAAAGAAUGUGCUUCAGUUAUACUUUUCCUCACUGCCUGACUUUAAGAAGCAGAGGUACUGUUCAGUAUUAUGCUGGCACGUGCUAAUUUGGUUUUCAGUGGUGAGUGGUAGCACUGCAGGCUUGUUGGUUGCUAACCAAAUGGCUUCACGUACUGUCAUGACAGGAUUAGGAUGCUGAAGAGGACAGUGUAGGACUCAGUGGAGAAUAAAAUUACAUUACGUUUUAUCCCUGACGAUGUUUGUAUUAAGUUUCUUCUGAAGGUAAAACAUGUAUUAAUCAAAGGGAGCACGAUUCACAUACGUGCAAAGACAUGAAGAUAAUCGUUAUGUAUAAAUCUAAGGAUAUAUUUCAUUACAGUGAAUAGAGCUGUGGGAGUUAGGCAGGCUGUUUUUAACUGAAGUAUUUCUGUUUAGUUGUAGACCAUGAAAGCUGUGUUUUAUUUCUGCAAUUUUCUUUGUGACUCCUCACUUGUUAGAAGAUGUACUAUUGCUGUGAACAGCAUGGGAACUGAGCAAUGUUCUCAGCUUUCUGAUGUCAUAUUGUAGCUUUUUUUUUUUUAGGGUUGAAUACUAUUAACGUUGUAGGACUGAUUGGUGGGGAGGAGUUGCUUCAUCGUUAGCUAAGGAAAAAUGGAAAGAGAGAACAGUGCACACUGCUGAAGUUCUUGGGGAGGUAUUAAGGCAAUGCUGCUGGGCUUCCAUCAGACAGGAUAAGAGGGGACAGGGCAGCAUGCAGGUCUGUCUGCUUCUUUCAUCCUCUCAUCCUUUUCCCUGGCUUUAGGGGAUCAGAAGUCAUUUGGAUCUGAAGCAGGAGCAGAAGGAAAACUCAAAUCCAUCAGGAGGACUCCUCAGCCUUUUGUGUGAACGUGCUGCAGGGUCUGACGCGGCUAAUGGCUGAUCGGGUGCUUGUGAUCGGCAGUGGAGGGAGAGAGCAUGCAUUGGCCUGGAAGCUGGCCCAGUCCCCACACGUAAAACAAGUGUUUGUUGCUCCUGGAAAUGCAGGAACAGCUGACAGUGGAAAAAUUUCAAAUUCAGCUGUAUUAGUGAGCAAUCACACUAUUGUUACCCAGUUCUGCAAAGAUCAUAACAUUGGACUUGUAGUAGUUGGACAAGAAACUCUUUUGGCAGCUGGUAUUGUCGAUGACUUACAAGCAGCUGGAGUAAGGUGUUUUGGACCGUCAGCAAAAGCAGCCCAGCUAGCAUCCAACACCAGUUCUGCCAAAGCCUUUCUGGAUCGACAUGGGAUCCCAACAGCAAGAUGGAAAGCUUUUACCAAUCCCCAGGAAGCCUGUAGGUUUAUUAUCAGCACCGACUUUCCUGCGCGAGUUGUACGGGCGAGGGGCCCUGCGGCUAGAAAGGAAGUGACUAUUGCAGCCAGCAAAGAGGAAGCCUGCAAAGCUGUUCAAGAGAUUAUGCAGGACAGAAUGUUUGGAGAGAUCGUUGUCAUUGAAGAACUUCUUCAAGGGGAAGAACUUUCUUGCCUGUGCUUCACGGAUGGUGUCACUGUUGCCUCGAUGCCCCCAGCCCAGGCCCACAAACGGUUAUUGGAUGGUGACCAGGGUCCAAACACUGGAGGGAUGGGAGCUUACUGCCCAGUUCCUCAGGUUCCAGAAGUUCUAGAGAAAAUCAAUGAUGCUAUCCUUCAACAUGUGAUUGAUAGUCUGAGACAAGAAGGAGCAGCAUAUGUAGGUGUGCUGCAGACAGGGUUAAUGCUUACCAAAGACGGUGUGAAAAUUUUAAACUUUAAAUGUCAGUUUGGUGACCCUCAGUGCCAGGUAGUUCUUCCACUGCUUAAAAAUGAUUUUUAUGAAGUGAUUCAAGCAGCAAUUGAUGGCAAACUCUGCAGCUUCGUGCCAGCCUGGUCAGAAAAUAGUACAGCUGUGUGUGUGGUCAUGGCAAGUCUAGGAUACCCAGGAGACUAUGACAAAGGCAUGGAAGUAACAGGGCUGCUUCAAGCCAAAGAGUUAGGGCUGCAGGUGUUCCAUGCUGGCACAACGCUGAAGGACGGCAGAGUGGUUACAAGUGGUGGCAGAGUCCUUUCUAUUACUGCUGUUAAGGAAGAUCUGAUGACAGCACUGGGAGAAGCCAACAAGGGAGUAGCAGCCAUACGUUUCAAGGGUGCCACGUACAGGAGGGACAUUGGCCAUCGGGGUAUUCGACUUCUCAAACAGUCUCUGGGUUUGAUAUACAAAGAGAGAUGUGUGGAAGCUGUAACCAGUGACGUUUUGUUUUACCAGCCAAGAAGAUCAAUUGUAAGUCGAACCAGAUCAGGCAGUCGUUCAGAAGUAAGAGGCUUUGCUGGUUUCUUCGAUUUAAAAGCAUCUGGUUAUGAUGAUCCUAUCUUGGUAUCUCAAACUAAAGGCCUUGGAUCUAAACUGCAGAUUGCACAAGCAUGUAAGAGACAUGACACCAUAGGUCAGGACCUGGUUGCUUUGUGUGUUAAUGACAUCUUGGCUCAAGGGGCAGAGCCCCUCUUCUUCCUCACCUAUUUUGCCUGUGGCAAACUCGAUGUCAAAGUGACUGAAGCAAUCAAAGGAGGAAUAGCUGAAGCAUGCAGAAAUGCAGGAUGUGCUUUCUUAGGCAGGGAGGUAGUUGAGGUGACUAGCAUGUAUUCUUCUGGAGAGUAUGACUUGGCUGGCUUCGUGGUUGGUGCAGUGGAGCGAGGGCAGAUGCUUUUGGGUCUGCAGAGAGCUGAUGAGGAGGAUGUGUUUAUUGGACUGGCCUCUUCUGGGAUUCACGGCCGAGCCUUUACCAUCAUAAGGAAGAUACUCUUAAUGUCCUCCCUGCAUUACUCCUCUCCAGCGCCUGGUAGCUGUGGUGACAAGACUCUAGGAGAUGUAUUGCUGACCCCAGCAAAACUGUACAGUCCAUCUUUACUACCUGUUCUUCGCUCAGGGCAUGUGAAGGCUUUUGCCUUUAUUGCUGAGGAAGGGUUGCUGGAAGGCAUCUCCCGAAUCCUGCCAGAACAUGUCAGCGCUAUCCUGGAUGCCCUUAGCUGGAAGAUGCCUGAAAUCUUCUGCUGGCUCUACAGAGAAGGCAACCUCUCUGAGAAGGAGAUGGCCCAAACAUUUAAUUGUGGGAUUGGUGCAGUCUUGGUUGUGCAGAAGGAGUUGGCCCAGCAUGUUCUCAGGGAUGUACAGAGACAUGAGGAAGCUUGGCUGAUUGGGAAAGUUGUUGCCCCUUGUCACACAGGAGGUUCUCACAUCAAAGUUGAGAAUCUUCUUGAAGCUCUGCAGCUGAGCAACCCCCAGCAUCUGCUGAAUAACACUCUUGUAGAGAGUCAACAACAGCCCAGAAAGAACAAAGUUAAAGUAGCUGUUCUCGUCUCUGGAACAGGCACAAAUCUUGCUGCACUCAUCAGUUACGCAAAAGAACCAGGCAGCUGUGCACAAGUUGUCCUUGUCAUCUCCAGCAAGUCUGGUGUGGAAGAACUACGAAAUGCAGCCCGUGCUGGAAUUCCCACUAGGGUGAUUGAUCAUAAGUUAUAUGGGAGUCGCUCUGAAUUUGACAGCACAAUUGACCGAGUUCUUGAAGAAUUUGCUGUUGAACUGAUAUGUCUUUCAGGAUUUAUGAGAAUAUUGUCCAGUCCUUUUCUCAGGAAAUGGAAAGGGAAAAUUCUGAAUGCUACCCCAUCACUUUUCCCACCAAUCAAGGCUGGAAAUGCCCAUCAGCAGUCCCUCCAAACUGGAUUCAAAGUCACCGGCUGCGCUGUGCAUUUUGUCCUGGAGGAAUCUUGUCCAAAAGCAGUAAUCCACCAGGAGCCGGUAUCUGUGAAGGCAGAUGACACUGAGGAGACGCUGUCAGAAAGGGUUAAGGAAGCUGAGUGCCGGGCUUUUCCCAUUGCCCUGCAGCUGGUGGCCAGUGGGGCAGUGCAGUUAGGAGCUGAUGGUAAAACCUGCUGGAAACAAGAGGGGCAAGCUCUGUGUCUUCAAGAAGAGAAGAGUGACUGCACUUCCUCUCUAGUGAUGCUGGAGCCACAAGAAAAUGAUAUGGUGUAGCCAGGUUUUCUAUUCCUCCUUCCUUGCCUCUGUGUGUUUCUCUUUGCAGGCGUAUUGAUGUUGCAGGUUUCCAUUCUGAAUGAUCCAUUUUCCUGGGCUUACAGGUUUAGUUACACUUAGUUUGCGAAAUUUGCUGUGGCAGCCGAACUCAUUUCAGAUCUUGAAUUUCUUUGUUCUGUUUUUCUGCAUCCAGGGAUGAGGCACCCACAGCUUCUCUGUGCAAGCUGUUCCAGCA
Messenger RNA from Numida meleagris (helmeted guineafowl), 4683 nucleotides. RefSeq names its product trifunctional purine biosynthetic protein adenosine-3-like. The record is from RefSeq and is a predicted model, not a curated record. Gene Ontology annotation, molecular function: phosphoribosylformylglycinamidine cyclo-ligase activity; phosphoribosylamine-glycine ligase activity; metal ion binding. The coding region runs from base 1341 to 4448 and encodes 1035 amino acids. Gene Ontology annotation, cellular component: cytosol. Lineage: Eukaryota; Metazoa; Chordata; Aves; Galliformes; Numididae. The transcript is spliced from 22 exons. Gene Ontology annotation, biological process: adenine biosynthetic process; 'de novo' IMP biosynthetic process.